UUUACUUUUGCAUGGAUGGGCCCUUUGCUUGCACUUGGAUACAAAAAAACAUUAAACCUUGAAGAUAUUCCUCAGAUUGCCGAUUGUGAUAGUGCCAACGCGGUUUUUGCUUGUUUUAGAAAUAAACUUGAAACUGAUAGUAAUGGCAGUGGUAAUGGUGGUGAGAUAAGUGCACUAAGGUUAGUGAAGGCGUUGAUUCUCUCAACAUGGAAAGAAAUUCUAUGGACAACUCUAUUCUCCGUUAUAUGCACAUUAGCAUCUUAUGUUGGACCAUGUCUUAUUAAUGCCUUUGUUAAGUAUCUUGAUGAACCUCACCAACUAAAAUAUAAAGGGUAUGCGCUAGUGUCUAUUUUCUUCCUCUCAAAGCUCAUGUGGAGCCUCUCAGAAAGACACUUGUUCUUUCAACUGCGAAAGAUGGCAAUUAGGGUUCGUGCUGCCUUGUUCUCAAUAAUCUAUAAGAAGAGUCUCAGGCUUUCAAACCAAUCAAAGAAAUGUCACACUAGUGGGGAGAACAUUAAUUUAAUGAGUGUCGAUGUUGAGAGGAUUGCCUUUUUCAGUUGGUAUGUGCAUGAUAUAUGGAGGGUGCCUGUUGAAGUUUUUCUAGCAUUAUUGAUCUUGUAUAAGUACCUUGGGCUAGCUUCACUUGCAACUUUUGUUGCCACGAUGAUUUUGAUGUUAGCAAAUAUUCCAUUAGGAAAACUACAAGAGAAAUUUCAAAAGGAACUGAUGGCUUCAAAAGAUCAAAGGAUGAAGGUGACAUCUGAAGCUUUGAGGAAUAUGAGGAUUCUAAAGCUCCAGAACUGGGACAUGAAGUUCUUGGCUAAGAUAAUUGAGCUACGGAACGUUGAAACAAAAUGGUUAAAAAAACAACUUUAUACAUCAGCUAUAAUAGCUUUUAUCCAUUUGUCUGCUCCCAUGUUUGUAUCCAUGGUCACUUUUGGAUUCUGUAUACUUAUGGAAAUUCCGCUAGAAUCGGGAAAGAUUCUAUCUGCACUUGUAACAUUUGAGUUAUUGCAGGGGCCCAUUCAUAAUCUACCUGACACAAUCUCCAUGAUAGUUCAAACUAAAGUUUCCCUUGAUAGGAUAGUCUCAUUCCUCUAUCUUGAGGAUCUUCAUCCAAAUAUAGUAGAAAAUUUUUCAAGAGAUGUUGUCGAUGUUGCAGUUGAGAUGGUCAAGGGGAAUUUCUCUUGGGAUCUUCAUUCCCCUAAUAUCACAUUAAAAGAUCUUAAUUUUCGAGUGUACUGUGGUAUGAGAGUAGCUGUUUGUGGUUCUGUUGGGUCAGGAAAGUCAAGCCUACUUUCAUGUAUAUUAGGAGAAGUGCCAAAGAUAUCUGGAACCAUUAAGUUGAAUGGGACAAAGGCCUAUGUUGCACAAUCACCUUGGAUACAAACUGAAAAGAUAGUGGACAAUAUAUUAUUUGGUAAGGAGAUGGAUAAUGAAAGGUAUGAGAUGAUUAUUGAAGCAUGUUCAUUAAAGAAGGACCUAGAAUUGUUUGCCUAUGGAGACCAGACUAUCAUAGGAGAGAAGGGGAUCAACCUAAGUGGUGGACAAAAGCAAAGAAUCCAGAUUGCACGUGCUUUGUAUCAUGAUGCUGAUAUUUAUCUGCUUGAUGAUCCAUUUAGUGCUGUCGAUGCUCACACUGGAACUCAUCUGUUUAAGGAGUGUUUGCUGGGAAUUUUGAGUUCAAAAACAAUAGUUUAUGUUACCCACCAAAUAGAGUUUUUAACUUCUGCUGAUCUUAUCCUGGUUAUGAGAGAUGGAAAAAUUACUCAAACAGGAAAGUAUGAAGAAAUUCUUAGUUCAGGAACUGAUUUUAUGGAAUUAGUGGGCGCACAUAAUAAAGCUUUAGAAUACCUUAAUUGUAUCAAUCAUGGGGUUGCUUUAGAUAAUUUAAUUAAUGAGGAAGAUGAUAAUAUACUAUGUAGCGAGAAGUCUAUUCAAAAUGAUGAACCCAAAAACUACAAAAUAGAAAACUUGGAGGGGUCAGAAAGCCAGCUUGUCCAAGAAGAAAAGAGAGAACAUGGUAGAGUUAGUUUUUCACUCUAUUGGAAAUAUGUCACUGCUACAUAUAAAGGAGCUUUAGUACCAUUGAUAUUGUUGGCACAAAUUCUUUUUCAACUACUCCAAAUAGCUAGCAGAUAUUGGAUGGUGUUCGCUACUCCUAUUUCAGAGGAUGUGGGACCUAAUGUUAGAGCAUCCACUCUCAUCUUCAUUUAUGUUACUUUCAUCCUUGGAAGCUCUCUUUGUGUAAUUAUGAGGUCCAUGUUUGUUGUAAUUACUGGAUACAAAACAGCCAUUCAACUCUUCAAGAAAAUGCAUUUGUGCAUUUUUCGUGCUCCAAUUUCAUUUUUCGAUUCCACUCCAAGUGGAAGGAUUUUAAAUCGGGUAUCAAUUGAUCAAAGUGUGGUUGAUACCUCUAUUCCACGUCAAUUUGAAGAACUUCUUAUUUCAAUCAUAGGAUUUCUUGGAACUAUAGCAGUAAUGUCAUGGGGUGCAUGGCAGAUGUUAAUAAUUUUUAUCCCAAUGACUAUGGCAUGCUUCUGGUACCAGCAAUACUACACAUCUACAGCACGAGAACUUUCGCGACUAACAGGAGUUUGCCAAGCUCCAAUUAUACAACAUUUUACUGAAUCUAGUUUAGGUUCAACUACAAUCAAAUGCUUCAAUCAAGAAGAGAGGUUUAUAGCCACAAAUCUCAAGCUGGUGGAUGGUUUUUCUCGGCCAAAAUUUUAUCUCUCUAGUGCAAUGGAGUGGCUAUGCUUCCGAAUGGAUACAUUAACAUCCAUCACAUAUGCCAUCUCUUUGAUUUUCUUGAUAACAGUACCAAAGGGAGUACUCAGUCCGGGUGUUGUGGGUUUAAUUGUCACAUAUGGGCUUUCUCUCAGUAUGCAUGGGCUCAUAUGGGAUCUUAGCAAACUUGGGAAUCAAAUUAUAUCUAUAGAGAGAAUAAUGCAAUACACUUGCCUCUCCAGUGAACCCCCUCUGUCGGUAGAAAAAAAUAGGCUUGAUCAUGAAUGGCCAUCACAAGGGAGAGUUGAUAUUGUUGAUUUACAGGUCCGAUAUGCCCCACAUCUUCCUCUUGUAUUGCGAGGUCUUUCAUGUACUUUCCCCGGAGGUAUGAAGAUUGGAAUUGUUGGGCGAACGGGAAGUGGUAAAUCAACACUCGUACAAGCUAUCUUUCGUAUGUUUGAACCUACAACAGGUCAGAUUCGAAUAGAUGGCAUUAAUAUCUCUAAGAUUGGUCUUCAUGACUUGAGGUCAAGAUUGAGCAUCAUUCCGCAAGACCCAACAAUGUUUGAGGGGACUCUAAGAAGCAAUCUUGACCCACUUGAAGAAUACACUGAUGAACAAAUCUGGGAGGCUUUAGAUAGAUGCCAGCUUGGUGACGAAGUUAGAAAAAAGGAAGUGAAGCUUGAUUCUAUAGUGAAUGAGAAUGGAGACAAUUGGAGCAUAGGUCAAAGGCAGCUAAUCUGUUUGGGAAGGGUACUACUCAAGAGAAGCAAAGUUAUAGUACUUGAUGAAGCUACAGCAUCAGUGGAUACUGUGACUGACUAUAUAAUUCAAGAAACACUUAAUCAAUGCUUUUCAACAUCUACUGUCAUCACAAUCGCACAUAGGAUUACAUCAAUUCGUGAUAUCAAUAUGGUACUCCUUCUCGAUAACGGCGUUGCAGUAGAGUAUGAUUCUCCAGCCAGAUUACUAGAGAACAAGUCCUCAUCAUUUGCAAAACUUGUUAAUGAGUAUACUCGAAGAUGUAGUUCUUAGUUUUUGAAAGACCAACUAAAAAAGCUUUUAAUGUUCAAA
Macadamia integrifolia is the source of this 3804-nucleotide messenger RNA. Its product is annotated as ABC transporter C family member 3-like. Gene Ontology annotation, molecular function: ATP binding; ABC-type transporter activity; ATP hydrolysis activity. The coding region runs from base 16 to 3765 and encodes 1249 amino acids. The record is from RefSeq and is a predicted model, not a curated record. NCBI's taxonomy places the organism in Eukaryota, Viridiplantae, Streptophyta, Magnoliopsida, Proteales, Proteaceae. The transcript is spliced from 10 exons. Gene Ontology annotation, cellular component: vacuolar membrane; plant-type vacuole. Gene Ontology annotation, biological process: transmembrane transport.